Molecule: messenger RNA, 907 nt
Organism: Caenorhabditis angaria
Lineage: Eukaryota; Metazoa; Nematoda; Chromadorea; Rhabditida; Rhabditidae
Source: the annotation of a GenBank genome assembly
AUGGCUGAACAAGCUGCUAGAAAGCCAUCGACUCCAUCAACUGGACGGUGAGUUAAUUUUUAUUUUUUAAAAAUGAUUGCUAUAAAUAUUCACCAAUAUUUUUAUUUAAUGUGAAUAUUUAUUCGUUUUGAAACUAAAGGUUCACGUCUACCUUUCUAAAAAUCUCAAACGAAAAAUUGGAACUUAUCAAACUCGAGGUUAUCUUUUUGAGAGCUAUUGAUUAAAAUGCUACUGAAGUAGUUGCCGUCCAAAUCCUCAAAAUUUAAUCCAAAAUACUGCCUUGUCGAUGCUGGUAUUUAAUAGACUUAUAAAUUCUGAUUUACCAGAAAAUUAGUACUUUUAGUUCAGUUCUUGGAUAUAGAAUGGCAUCUGUUAUUUUUGUUGCAGCCUGUCAGCUUAUUUCAUAUCUAGUAGACAGUUAAAAUCUUGGUAUUUAACUGUGAAUUCAUUAGGAAAAUAAUAUUUUAAAAAUAAAAUCAAUAUUUUUCAGUCUCUACGUCAAGGCUAUCUUCACCGGGUUCCAAAGAGGACUUCGCACCCAAUCGGAGCACACUUCAAUCUUGAAACUCGACGGAGUUUUCAACAAAGAUGACGCUAACUUCUACGUUGGAAAGCGAGUUGUAUACUUGUACAAGGCCCACAACAAGACCCAAGUCAGUUUUUUCUCUAAAUUUCGAAUAUAAUUUUGUUAAUUUUCAGAAAACCGGACAUUCAGUUGCAACCCGCACACGCGCCAUCUGGGGACGUGUUACCCGCCCACACGGAAACGCCGGAUCAGUGAGAGCCAAGUUCCACCACAAUCUCCCACCAACUGCCCUUGGAAAGAGAAUCCGAGUUGUAAGUUUUUGUUUUUUAUAGACUUCGUUUCAAAGUUUUUUUUCAGCUCCUCUACCCAUCCAACAUCUAA